AUGGCCAACAACAACACACCCAGUCCUGAUCCCUUUGUCCUGGAACAACUGAUUGAAGAUUCCAGCCGCGAACUGACAAACCGCCGUCGGCAGGAACGUGUUUUUACCGGACAGAGGCAACAGAUUCAGCACAUUCAACAUGUGCACGGCCUUCAACAAGUCCAGAACGUUGAACAAGCCCAUCCUGAAGGACAAGUUCAGAACGGGGAAGACGGGCAGACCCGGCCCCAGACUGAACCAGAUCAGCUCCAGGUGGUGAACGAAACUGAUACUCGAGACGGGCAACACGCUUCCUCGUUCACCCACACCUCUGACAGACGAAGAAGCCGUAGCCGAGACGAGGAGGAACAGAUCAACGUUCCCGAGGGCGCUGAUCCGACUGCCAUUCUCCUACUCAAAGAGCUGCAGAAGACCAACCGCCUCAUCCGCCAACAGGGCGACCGCAUCCACGACCUGGAAAGGAAUCGACGAUAUCGCUCCCCCCGACGGAGGCGCCAUCGGUCACGUUCCUAUUCCUCUUCGCGGUCUCCCCCGAGGAGAAGUCGCAAGCGCAGUCCAUCUAGGUCUCGCUCCCCCUCGAGGAGAAACCGGCGCCAGCGGUCUUAUUCCCGCUCUCCACCUCGAAAGACUCGGAAGAAUCAGAAACCUGAAACCACUGAAGCCAAGAGUCUCUCACCCGAGCAGGAGCACCGAGGCCCCUCCAAAGCCGUGCAGAAAGUCCGCGAGCAUUCUCCAAAAGACAACCGCAAAAUCUCGGGCAAACCACGCACCAAGCCCCAGCGGGGCAGACAUUCAAACUCCCCUGAACCUAGCGACGAAGAGGAUUUCCGCAGUCCCCUGUCCGAGCAAAUCCGGCGUGUUCGUCUUCCCCGGGGGAUGGAAAAACCACCAGCCUUGGACCACUAUGACGGGACCACCGACCCCGAUGACCACAUAAGGAGCAUCGAAGCUGUCAUGGACUACCAUGUGUAUGAGAGCAGGAAGGCGCUAAAAGCUCAGGCGCUGGCGGACUUCGUAGCCGAAAUGACCUCUAUCGCCGACUCACCCAAUGCAACUAAAGACAAGUGGACCAUCUACGUAGAUGGCGCCUCAAGCAGAUCGGGCAGCGGGGCUGGCAUUAUCUUGGAAAACGGCGAAGGUCUUAUCAUAGAAGUAUCUUUAGUCCUCUCCUUCAACACGUCGAAUAACCAGGCCGAGUAUGAAGCCCUCCUCGCGGGACUGAGACUCGCCGAGGACAUAGGGGCACGAGAGGUCAAGGUUUACACUGAUUCCCAACUCGUCGCAUCUCAUAUCAGCGGCGAGUACCAAGCCAAAAACGACUAUACAACUUCCUCACAAAAGACGAACUACCCGCCGACGCGAAAGAAGCCUCAACAAUUAAGAGGCGAGCGUGCUCAUACACUAUCCUCGAAAACAAGCUAUACCGACGAGGUUUCUCCAUCCCCCUCCUUAAAUGCAUCGACGCCUCGCAAGCACUAG
This is a messenger RNA of Vicia villosa (hairy vetch), 1479 nucleotides long. RefSeq lists its product as uncharacterized. The transcript is spliced from 3 exons. Gene Ontology annotation, molecular function: nucleic acid binding; RNA-DNA hybrid ribonuclease activity. The coding region runs from base 1 to 1479 and encodes 492 amino acids. Lineage: Eukaryota; Viridiplantae; Streptophyta; Magnoliopsida; Fabales; Fabaceae. The record is from RefSeq and is a predicted model, not a curated record.